Messenger RNA from Fibroporia radiculosa, 1869 nucleotides. RefSeq lists its product as uncharacterized. Lineage: Eukaryota; Fungi; Basidiomycota; Agaricomycetes; Polyporales; Fibroporiaceae. Gene Ontology annotation, molecular function: hydrolase activity, acting on carbon-nitrogen (but not peptide) bonds. The coding region runs from base 1 to 1869 and encodes 622 amino acids. The record is from RefSeq and is a predicted model, not a curated record. The transcript is spliced from 16 exons.
AUGCCCUCCUCCAAACCCCCUCCCUCCUCGUCCCGUCCCCGUCCACAGGGAGGCGAUAGAAAGUCGGCUGCAGACUCCCCCUCAUCUGCCUCGACUGGCUCAAAGUCUGCCCCGCCUCGCCUAGGCGUAUGCUGCCGCACUCCGCUCACCGUCCUCGUCAUCUCUCUGACGCUGUCCUUGGGCUACUUCCUGCUCCCAUCACGGCUUGCAACCACUCCCCCAGAUUCCUAUGCCCUCUGUUCCCCGGACGGCAAUAACAUCUUCACCGCCCAUGACGCACAUCCUCGCGUGCAAUGCCUUGUGGUGCAUGGAUCUCGAUUUGCAGAUGCCGGAUCUUUGCACGAGGUCCAACACCGAUGGCCGAGGUCUGUUGGCGAGAAUACCACAUCACCGCUUAGGGUCCAUUUCAUCCAACCGGGCCAGAUUGUGGUUCCGGGCUUGAGCGACUCGCAUGCACAUAUCUUGGAGUAUGGUGCUAUGAAACAGAUUCCUCUAGAGGGCGCACAUACGGCUGAAGAAACUGUUGCGAGGGUGAAAGAUUACAUUCUGUCUAAUCCAGAAUUACGAAACGACAAGUCAAAGUAUGUGGAGGGCUGGGGCUGGGAUCACACUCAGUGGAAGAAGGAGGAAUGGCCAAAUUAUGACGUCUUUGAAUCGGACCCUGACGUUGCUGGGCGGCCCAUCGUUCUCCAGAGCAAGGAUGGGCAUGCGCUCUGGAUCUCAUCUACAGUGCUAAAGUUAAUGGAGCCAAUACCCGAGGAAGUCCCUGGAGGCGCCAUCCUUCGCGACUCUUCCGGCAAGCCCACAGGAGUGUUCCUGGACAAUGCUCAGGACUUGGUGGUCCGACCCGAUCCCACCUAUGAAAUGCUGGAGAAACGCUUUGCGACCACUGUCAAGGAGGCUCUCGCGCGAGGAUUGACGGCUAUUCAUGACGCCGGCUUGAGCCCCCUUUCACUUGACUUCUUCCGCAGGCAGGCAGACGAGGGGAAGCUUCCCAUACGCAUUUACGGAAUGACAUAUUACGACGAGAACGCUGACUAUUGGGGAGACCGCGUGUCGAAAAUCGUUGGGGCUGGAAACAAUCGACUGACGGCGCGCAGCAUCAAAGUCUUUGCGGAUGGUGCUCUCCGAACAGGCGGAGCCGCAUUGUACGAACCCUACGCUGACAACCCAGAAACACGAGGAUUCAUGCGUAUCGAGCCAGAAGUAUUGAACUCCAUUAUACCGAGGUUCAUGCGGGAUGGAUGGCAAGUGAACGUCCACGCGAUCGGUGACCGUGCCAACGGCGUGGUGCUCGACGCGUUUGAGGAAGCGUUGAAGGGGGUUAACGUGUCUGCCCUCCGGCCACGCCUGGAGCACGCUCAGAUUCUAGCUGAAGCUGACAUGGCUCGUUUCGGGAACCUAGGAGUCAUUGCUAGCAUUCAGCCAACCCAUGCGAUAAGUGAUAUGUGGUUCGGAGAGGAACGGCUAGGUCCUGAGCGCGUCAAGGGCUUGUAUGCCUUCCGGAGUAUCCUCAACUAUGGCGCGCGGAUUACAUUGGGCUCAGACUUUCCAGUUGAGGACAUGAAUCCCCUUGCAGGCUUCUACGCCGCUAUUACGCGGCUGUCCCCAGACGGCACCUCGCCUCAUGGACCAGGCGGCUGGUUCCCAGAGCAGCGUAUGUCGCGCGAGGAAGCAUUGAAAGGGAUGACGAUUGACCCCGCAUACGCAUCCUUCUCCGAAGACACACUCGGAUCUAUUGUUGCAGGAAAACACGCGGACUAUGUCGUUCUCUCGCAGGACAUCAUGUCCGUCCCUGCAGACACCAUCCUGGAUACGACUGUCGUUGCCACGGUGCUCGACGGCCGGGCUGUUUACGGCUCGAUCUAA